AUUUACUCGAGGGCCCUAUGCUUGAGGCUGCGCUGGCACGCUUAGAUGCUGACGGAUGGAACAUGGUAAUUCCCAUAUCUUGAUACUAGAAGCCUCCUAACGAAUCAGGACCAUAAAGUUCGUCCGACUACUAUAUUACGUAUGCGUUACCAGCUCGCUAUUUUUAAAGAAGAAACACUGGAGUUGUCGAGAAGUGAGCCUGGGCCUGAGGUUGUACAGAAGCUAGGGUAUGUCAUCCCGGAUGAAUGUCCUAUCCUUCGACUAAAUACUUCAGCAACAUUCGAGAGAACGCCCGACUUGCCUGGGCUAAGCUUCCUAAGCACCUUCAUUAUACUGAUACCAUCUGGGAGACGAAUGACGUGUCAAAUGCCAACCUAACUCUUCUUGUGUGCUAUCUGAAUUUCGUCUACAACGAAUUUAUGAUACUAAGAAUUUUGACCAAGAACGUAGGCAUCAGUAAUGUAGAAUUGCUUCAGUUGGCGAUGAAAAUCCUAUCUGAACUCACUACGGUCACGAAGAAGAGAAACUAUGUAAAUUCAGAAGGCAAUGUCCUUUCUCGUGACUUUCCAUGGCUUUUACUCAGCUUCGGUCUUCCCGUCGCUGGGGUGCUCACUACAGAGCUCCGAAACUGCACAAUCUCAAAUACUCCACUCGACAAAUCUAUACCUCGGUCUACCUUGAUACGAAAUUUAUCCGUGCUCAUUGGAUGUCUAGAGUGGCUCCCGGAACCUCACAAGUACUAUUCUCUGUGCAAGGACGCUAGUGAAAAACUCGGCUCGAUGCUUGAUGAGGCUCUAGACUACGAGCACCAACAUACGUAUGUAAGGCCCAACACUGAUGACGUUGCAAUGGACCUGCAGGAUCAAAAUUUGGCCAUGACAGGAAUCGAUCCAAACCUGCCAAUGGACAGCGAGGCUUUCUUGGCCUGGCUUGAGAGUGUUGACUGGAAUACAGCGAUGCCGACACUAUGAGUACCAUCACCCGGCCCUGGCUUUGUCUACUUGUCCAGAUCGAUCUUGGAUCGUACCGACAAUGUGACACGUGUGUCAAUAUCCGCCCUCGUAGCUUCAUAAGACGAGGAGUGGAGAUUACUGGCCUGGCAUGAAAGAAAUUGAAGCUUCUCGCUGAUGCACAUACUCCUAUGUAAUUGG
Messenger RNA from Pseudovirgaria hyperparasitica, 1151 nucleotides. RefSeq lists its product as uncharacterized. The record is from RefSeq and is a predicted model, not a curated record. NCBI's taxonomy places the organism in Eukaryota, Fungi, Ascomycota, Dothideomycetes, Acrospermales, Acrospermaceae. The transcript has 2 exons. Bases 246 to 971 code for a protein of 241 amino acids.